Symbiodinium necroappetens is the source of this 2280-nucleotide messenger RNA. NCBI's taxonomy places the organism in Eukaryota, Dinophyceae, Suessiales, Symbiodiniaceae. The record is from the annotation of a GenBank genome assembly.
AUGCUCGAAGCCUUGAAGCAGGCUGUGGCGAAGUUGUUCCAGACAGGUGACUGGAAGCAGGUUGUCGCUGGCGUUUCCACCCUUACAAUGAUUGCGGAAUACGUGGAUGAUGAGGCCACUGUGGCCCAGAUGCUGCAGGGCAUUAAGAUGCAGCUGGCAGCGACUCACGCGCGAGUUCGCUACACGGCCUGGGGUGCAAUUGCACAGUUUUCAGAGGAUCACACAGAUGUGCUCAACUCAGAGGCUUGGACAUCGCAGCUGCUCCCAGAAUUCUUAAAAGGUCUUGACGAUACCUGCGAGCGAGUGUGCCUUCGCUGCAUGGAGGCCUUCCAGCACUUUGGUGAGUCUGUGGAGCGCGAGGACCUGGAGCCUUUCGUCCAGCCCAUGAUGGAGAAGCUUGGCUCCAAACUGCAAGGCAACGUAAAAAGACAGAAGAAGGCGAUUACGUUCAUCGCAGUCAUUGCUGGACAGGUCGACGAUGCCUUCGCUCCAUACUACGGACAUCUUAUGCCUUUGUUGAAGCAGGUCAUCGAGAACACUUUGCACAAGACAGAGGAGCGGCAGCUGUUGGGCAAAUGCUUUGAAUGCAUUUCCCUCCUGGCAAGAGCAGUCGGCCGGAAUGGAUUCCGCGCAGAUGCCGAGCAGAUCAUGCAGGCUAUGAUCCAGGCCACAAAGGUCCCGAACUUGCCCACCAACGAUCCUGUCAAGGAGUACAUGAUGGCCGCAUCAGAGAGAAUCUGUGCAACGAUGAAGCAAGACUUUCUGCCGUUUGUGUCGCACAUUCUGCCUGGAGUCCUGGAGAGGUUCACGCUGGCCCCGAGGGAGUUCACCGGUGGGGACGAGGUCGAUGACAACGAUGAAGUAAAUCUGACGCUCAUGCAAGAAAAUGGGCAGGUCAAAGUUAUGAUCAUGUAUUCAUCCGAAAUCCAGGACCUGAAAGCAGCACUGGAGUGUGUGCAUACGUUCGUGGAAGAGCUCGCAGCUGCGUAUGCCCCGUUUGUGGGAGAGACAGCCAAGGCCUUGCUUCCGGUCUUUGAUUUUUGCAUGGAGGAUGGCAUCAGGGAUCUGGCAUUCGAGACAUGGGGUCAGCUGUGUCGCAGCGCGCGACAAGGUGGUCAGGUUCAGAUUGUCAAUGAACUCGUUAUGGAGUUUCUGAAGCGAGUGCUUCCGAAAUUCGAAGCUGCGAAGGUGGAUGUGGCCGAACUCAAGACCAGCGCAGACGGAAUGACUGCUUGUCUAAGGGAAGCUGGUCCUGGAAUCCUCCACGCCGAGCAGUUGCGUCACAUUUGCCGCACAACGCUUAGUGCCCUUGCCGAGUCGCUAAAGCGGCGCUCCGAGGCAGCUAAGGGCAGGCCGGCACAAGUGCAGCAAGAUGAGGAUGGAGAGGACAAUGAUGACGAUGAAGAAGACGAGCAGGCACUGCGAACAUCCAUGUGUGAAGUGGCAGGGUCACUGAUGCAGCACCAUGCUGACAUAUUUAUCGCCGAGAGCUUUUCAGACUAUCUGACCUUGGUUGUUCAAUGGGUCCAACCUGGUUCGGCAAAAGAAGACAGACAGUUGGCGUUGUUCGUGAUCUGUGACUUCCUUGAACACUUGGGUGACAAGGUCGUUGCUCAAUGGCCGCAGUUUGUGCCAAAGCUUGUGGAGGACAUCCUGCACCCGGAUGCAGAUCUGCGUCAACCGGCGUGCUAUGGUGUGUCGCUGGCAGCAAAGUUGCAGGCUUUCGCGCCUUUGGCCCUGGAUGCAGCAAACAAACUCUCCCAGGUUGUGACCCAGUCCAGGCAAAGAACCAAGAAGAAGUCUGAAAAGGUUGCACAGGCUUGCGCCGACAAUGCGCUUUCUGCUCUUGUCGAGAUCCUGCUCGCCCAUCCGCAAGCAAUUACGUCUGUUCAGGCUCAGGCAUGGAAUGUUUGGCUGGGUGGCCUGCCUUGCCAGGAGGAUGAUGUUGAAGGCGUCCGAAACCACCGCAAACUUCUCGAGCUUCUUCAACAGGAGAAGGCUGAAGUGGUUGGCGAAGGAGGUGCGAAUGUUCCGAAGCUCUUCGGAAUUCUCGUUGAUGUGUACAAGACUGAUAUGACAGACGAGGCCACUUCCGCAAAUAUUGGCCAGUUUGCACUUCGGCUGGGUGAAUCGAAGCUAGAAAGCUUCGCUGCUCAGUUUAGCGAGAAGCAGAAGAAGAAGCUACUCAGAAUAGUGCGGGAGGCACGACAGAUGUGCAUAUUACCUGAAAGGUAUCGUCAGAAUUGCAGCCGCUGUGCAGGUUCUGGUGACAUUUCAUAA